Phodopus roborovskii (desert hamster) is the source of this 1286-nucleotide messenger RNA. It is a transcript of the gene Nkx6-1, whose product is annotated as NK6 homeobox 1. The record is from RefSeq and is a predicted model, not a curated record. NCBI's taxonomy places the organism in Eukaryota, Metazoa, Chordata, Mammalia, Rodentia, Cricetidae. Gene Ontology annotation, molecular function: DNA-binding transcription factor activity, RNA polymerase II-specific; RNA polymerase II cis-regulatory region sequence-specific DNA binding. The coding region runs from base 153 to 1247 and encodes 364 amino acids. Gene Ontology annotation, cellular component: nucleus. The transcript has 3 exons. Gene Ontology annotation, biological process: regulation of transcription by RNA polymerase II; cell differentiation.
CGGCGCCCACCGUCCCGACUCAACUGGCCGGUCCCCUCCGAGUGAGCCGAGCCACACUCCACUCGCUCUCCUCGCCCCAGGCGCGUCCGGCUCUUCCGAGUUCCGGCGGGGCCACCGGCCUGCGCGGCUGCGGGUUCGGGCCUGGCUGUGGGAUGUUAGCUGUGGGGGCGAUGGAGGGCCCCCGGCAGAGCGCGUUCCUGCUCAGCAGCCCGCCCCUGGCCGCCCUGCACAGCAUGGCCGAGAUGAAGACCCCGCUGUACCCUGCCGCCUAUCCCCCGCUGCCCACCGGGCCCCCCUCUUCCUCCUCGUCCUCCUCGUCCUCGUCGCCCUCUCCGCCUUUGGGCGCCCACAAUCCGGGCGGCUUGAAGCCCCCGGCAGCGGGGGGCCUCUCAUCACUGAGCAGCCCCCCGCAGCAGCUCUCAGCCGCCACCCCGCACGGCAUCAAUGACAUCCUGAGCCGGCCCUCCAUGCCGGUGGCCUCGGGGGCCGCCCUCCCUUCCGCCUCGCCCUCGGGGUCCUCUUCCUCCUCCUCCUCGUCCGCCUCUGCCACCUCGGCCUCAGCGGCCGCCGCCGCCGCAGCUGCCGCCGCUGCAGCCGCCGCCUCGUCGCCCGCCGGGCUGCUGGCCGGCCUGCCCCGCUUCAGCAGCUUGAGCCCGCCGCCGCCGCCGCCCGGGCUCUACUUCAGCCCUAGUGCCGCGGCCGUGGCCGCAGUGGGCCGGUACCCCAAGCCCCUGGCCGAGCUGCCCGGCCGGACGCCCAUCUUCUGGCCCGGGGUGAUGCAGAGUCCGCCUUGGAGGGAUGCACGCCUGGCCUGUACCCCCCAUCAGGGAUCCAUCUUGUUGGACAAAGAUGGGAAGAGAAAACACACGAGACCCACGUUCUCUGGCCAACAGAUCUUCGCCCUGGAGAAGACCUUCGAACAAACGAAGUACUUGGCGGGGCCAGAGAGAGCUCGCUUGGCCUAUUCUUUGGGGAUGACAGAGAGUCAGGUCAAGGUCUGGUUCCAGAACCGCCGGACCAAGUGGAGGAAGAAGCACGCAGCUGAGAUGGCCACCGCCAAGAAGAAGCAGGACUCGGAGACCGAGCGGCUCAAGGGGACUUCCGAGAACGAGGAGGACGACGACGAUUACAACAAGCCGCUGGACCCGAACUCUGAUGACGAGAAAAUCACGCAGCUGCUGAAAAAGCACAAGUCGAGCAGCGGCGGCCUUCUGCUGCACGCGUCGGAGGCAGAGGGCUCGUCCUGAGCGCCGCCCGCCCGCCCGCAGCGCCGGGAUCCCGGGCCG